AGCAUGUGAACAAGGAAGCGGGGCCGCGGGAGGAGAAGGCGUUCUGUGGUUGCUGGGCAACGUCGUGCGCGCUGCAUGCCGGGACGUCAAAAAAAUGCCCACGCUGUGACCUCUCCCCUAGGCCCCCCUUCGCCUCACAACACGGAAGCAUGGCGGCCGCCCAGGGAAGCCCGGUGUCCUCCCGUUCACAGCGGCGGCUGAGGAUUCUCUCAGGGCACCUGCAGCCCGGAGCCGCGACUGACGUCUCCGCCAGCGAGUGCAAGGCCACGGCGGCUCCUUCUAUCCCCAGGAAAAGGCAAGAGGUUCUGAAGUGGAACGGAUGGGGGUAUAAUGAUUCCAAAUUCACCUUUAACAAGAAGGGGCAAGCUGAAUUUACUGGGAAACGGUAUAAACUGAGUGGUAUGGUGCUCCCGACUUUGCGAGAAUGGAUGGAAAAGACAUUUGGUGCUAGUUUGAAUCACAAAACUACCUCCAGAGCAUCUUUAAAUGUAAGUGAUGCCCCACCAGCCAUUUUAAAUGAAGGAUUUAUGCAGGAUAUUAAAGCCAUCGGCAUUCCAUUUUCUCAUGAUGUUGAGGAUCGGGUAUUCCGAGCUCAUGGUCAUUGCCUCCAUGAAAUGUUUACACUCAGGGAAGGAAUGUUUAAAAGAAUUCCAGACAUCGCUGUGUGGCCACAAUGUCAUGAAGACGUAGUUCGAAUUGUGGACCUGGCCUGCAAACAUAAUGUCUGCAUUAUUCCAUUUGGAGGUGGGACAAGUGUAUCUAAUGCAUUGGAAUGUCCUGAAGAUGAGAAAAGAACCAUUGUCUCGUUAGAUACUUCACAGAUGAGCAGAAUCCUAUGGAUAGAUGAGAAGAAUCUGACUGCUCAUGUGGAGACUGGUAUCACUGGUCAGGAUUUAGAAAGACAGCUUGGGGAGAGCGGGUACUGCACAGGCCAUGAGCCAGAUUCCAUGGAGUUCAGCACACUGGGGGGCUGGGUAGCCACACGGGCAUCGGGCAUGAAGAAGAACAUCUAUGGAAACAUUGAAGAUCUGGUAAUGUAUGUAAAAAUGGUAACACCAAAAGGCGUUGUGGAAAAAAGCUGCCAGGGGCCAAGAAUGUCCACAGGGCCGGACAUAUACCAUUUCAUUAUGGGGUCUGAAGGAACUCUUGGAGUAGUUACAGAAGUGACAAUUAAAAUCAGGCCUCUUCCAGAAUAUCAGAAAUACGGUUCAGUGGUCUUUCCAGACUUUGAGCAAGGUGUGGCCUGUUUGAGAGAAGUUGCAAGACAGAGAUGUGCUCCAGCUUCGAUUCGCCUUAUGGACAAUGCUCAGUUUCAGUUUGGGCAUGCUCUUAAACCUCAGGUGGCCUCAAUUUUUACUUCAUUUUUGGAUGGCUUAAAAAAAUUCUACAUCACAAAGUUUAAGGGCUUUGAUCCGAAUCGUCUCUGUGUAGCGACUUUGUUGUUUGAGGGUGACCGUGAGAAGGUGCUGCAGCAUGAGAAACAAGUGUAUGACAUCGCUGCAAAGUUUGGAGGCCUAGCAGCAGGCGAAGAUAAUGGCCAGAGAGGUUACAUGCUGACAUUUGUCAUUGCUUACCUUCGGGAUCUUGGCAUGGAUUAUUAUUUGAUAGGAGAGUCAUUUGAAACCUCCGUUCCAUGGGAUAGGGUGCUAGAUCUUUGUCGAAAUGUCAAAGAGAGAAUUGUUCGAGAAUGCAAAGAAAAAGGUGUUCAGUUUCCACCACUAUCAACGUGCAGGGUCACGCAAACCUAUGAUGCAGGUGCCUGUGUAUACUUCUACUUUGCCUUUAAUUACAGAGGCAUAAGUGACCCAGUGCAUGUCUACGAAGAAAUCGAGUUUGCUGCUAGAGAGGAAAUUCUUGCCAAUGGAGGAAGCCUUUCACAUCACCAUGGAGUGGGCAAGUUGAGGAAGCAGUGGCUGAAGGACAGCAUUUCAAAUGUUGGAAUCGGCAUGCUCCAAUCAGUCAAGAAUUACGUGGACCCCAACAAUAUCUUCGGCAACCGAAACCUUUUAUAAAAGCGGCUAUCUGUAAUUCCAUUUUUGCGUCCAGAUGUUUUAAUACUGUACAGUUAUCCCACUAUAACAGCACAGUCAGGACAGGCUUGAGGAGGCAGAGCUGCAAUGUGUGAUGAAGUGAGAGAGGGAGAAUGAUUUAAAAAAAAAAAAUCAUUUUUUUUUUUAUGUCGAUCAAAUGUCCUUUUGUUCCAAUAUUGUUGAGGAGCAGUCUUGCUAAUAAUUGGGCUUGGCAGUCAGUAUUAAGGGGGACAGCUGUGCUUUGCCGACUGCUCCUGACCCUCCAGACAUGUUACAUUAACUUGCCCUCUCUUGUCGGGGGCUUGAAAAUUCACUUUGUCUCAGCCAUGCUCUAAACCUAAAAUGCAUAGCAUGCUGCUCUCUAUAGCAAAAUGGCAAUUUCUUAAGUUAGUCAGGCGAGACAUUGAUUUAUCGGGAUCGGUUUUUGCAGGCCAGGGCCAGUGCUAGGGGUAAACAGUUUACUUUCUAACCAAUUCAGACUAACUUCGUUAUAGUAAAAUUAAAAGCCAUCUGUGCACCAGACAUAAUUGUUGACAAUUAAGAUAAGCAGCGGUCUUUAUGAAGUGUUUCAGUACAAGAAUAUGGAUUAUAAU
Messenger RNA from Nanorana parkeri, 2623 nucleotides. RefSeq names its product alkylglycerone phosphate synthase (gene AGPS). The record is from RefSeq and is a predicted model, not a curated record. The transcript is spliced from 21 exons. Gene Ontology annotation, biological process: lipid biosynthetic process. NCBI's taxonomy places the organism in Eukaryota, Metazoa, Chordata, Amphibia, Anura, Dicroglossidae. Gene Ontology annotation, molecular function: alkylglycerone-phosphate synthase activity; FAD binding. Bases 150 to 2012 code for a protein of 620 amino acids.